Colius striatus (speckled mousebird) is the source of this 1509-nucleotide messenger RNA. It is a transcript of the gene SLC35F2, whose product is annotated as solute carrier family 35 member F2. Gene Ontology annotation, molecular function: transmembrane transporter activity. The record is from RefSeq and is a predicted model, not a curated record. The coding region runs from base 1 to 1509 and encodes 502 amino acids. The transcript is spliced from 9 exons. NCBI's taxonomy places the organism in Eukaryota, Metazoa, Chordata, Aves, Coliiformes, Coliidae. Gene Ontology annotation, cellular component: membrane. Gene Ontology annotation, biological process: transmembrane transport.
AUGUUGGUGCUUCGCUGCUCCUCUGCUCUCAAGCUGCACCCGCCGGCUCGGAGGAACCCAGCGGCGCCGAGGCUCGCAGACGCGGAGCAUCCCGCGGCUGGCAGCACAGCAAAGCACGCCACGGCCCCGUUUUUCUCCCGCCCAGGACGAGCCCUGCCCCUCCCGGGGGCGGCCCCUCGGCGGGCACAAAGCUCGGCGCGGCGGCUGCCGGUGGGCUCGGUGUUGCUGUCCUGUGCCGUGGCCGCCGCUGCCUCCGUGUGCCGAGCACCGCCCCGCAGUGCCUUCCCGCCCUCGCUGGCUCUCUGCGGCUCAGGGCCAGCUCCCGCUGCUGGUGCUGCUGCCGCCGUUGCUCUCUCCCCCGAUGCUGCUGCCGCUGCGCCCGGGGCCGAGGCGGCGCCCGAGGCCGCCGCCGUUCCCCGCCGCCGGCUACCGGCGCGGCUGGCGGCCAAGCUCUGCACCUGGCAUAUUUUGAAAACGAUAGUACUGGGCCAGAUGCUCUCCUUGUUUAUCUGUGGGACUGCUGUUACAAGCCAGUACCUAACAAACCAAUACCAAGUGAAUACUCCAGUGUUUCAAAGUUUUAUCAACUAUUGUUUGCUUCUUCUAGUUUAUACAACAAUGCUGGCAUUUAGAACUGGCAGUGACAGUCUCUGGCAAAUUUUGAAACGGAGGGGAUGGAAGUAUAUUUUCUUGGGACUGGCUGAUGUUGAAGCCAAUUACAUGAUUGUAAAAGCCUACCAAUACACGACCCUUACAAGUGUGCAGCUGCUGGACUGUUUCGGGAUUCCUAUGCUGAUGGCUUUGUCGUGGUUCGUUCUCCGUGCAAGAUACAGGCUGAUCCAUUUUCUUGCUGUUGCCGUCUGUUUGCUGGGUGUAGGAACAAUGGUGGGUGCAGAUAUUUUGUCAGGGAGGCAGGACAGCGAAGGUAGUGACGUGGUGAUUGGAGAUGUCUUAGUGCUUCUUGGUGCUUCUUUGUAUGCCAUUUCUAAUGUGAGUGAGGAAUACAUUGUGAAAAAUCUGAGCAGAGUGGAGUUUCUAGGAAUGGUGGGCUUGUUUGGGACUAUUAUCAGCGGUCUACAGCUAGCCAUUGUGGAACAUAGGGAGAUAAUGAGAAUUCAAUGGAACUGGAAAAUCGCAUUACUGUUCACAGGCUUUGCCCUGUGUAUGUUUGGGCUGUACAGCUUCAUGCCAAUAGUGAUUAAAGUUACCAGCGCAACCUCGGUCAACCUGGGUAUUCUGACUGCAGAUCUCUACAGUCUGUUCUUUGGACUUUUCCUCUUUCUCUAUAAAUUUUCAGGUCUUUAUAUCCUGUCCUUCAUUAUCAUCAUGGUAGGCUUCACCUUGUUUUGCUCCACCCCAACUCGGACGGCUGAGCCCAGGGCCCUGCCACAGCCCAGCAGCACCGGCUUUGACAACGCUGGGCUGAAGCUCGAGGAGAGUGACAGGGGAACUCCGGCCACAGCUGUGCAGCUCGCAGGAGGAGAAGCUGUGGUGGUCAGCACUGAUUAA